GACAGUCUGACCCCCUCAUCAACAAGCCACUUCCUCUUUUGUCUAAUUUCAUGGCGAUCGGGAGAGAGGGAACACCACCGACGGACGCACACUGUUUCGGCGCUCCUCAAAGAGUUUAUCUGGGUUUAAACUAAGUUGUCAAUCUUCCUGACACAAACAUUUUCCAGGCGAUACCAGGUGGACAUCAUCACAGGGCCCCCUCCAGCUCCCACAUUUGUUCUUCACCGUCCCAGGUUAAGACUCCUUGGUCUAUGGCUCUGAUGGACAAAACCAAACAUGUCAAGCGGCAGAGACUUGACCGCAUUUGUGAGGGUAUCCGACCCCCCAUCCUGAAUGGGCCGAUGCACCCACGGCCCCUGGUGGCCCUCCUAGAUGGGCGCGACUGCACAGUGGAAAUGCCCAUCCUCAAAGACGUGGCGACCGUGGCUUUCUGUGACGCUCAGUCUACACAAGAGAUCCAUGAGAAGGUGUUAAAUGAAGCCGUGGCGGCUCUGCUGUAUCACACUAUAACUUUAUCCAGAGAUGACUUGGAAAAGUUUAAAGGACUACGAGUUAUUGUCAGGAUCGGCUCCGGAUUUGACAAUGUUGACGUCAAAGCAGCGGCUGAGCUUGGCAUCGCUGUCUGUAACGUACCAGCAGCCUCUGUGGAAGAGACGGCCGACACUUCGCUAUGUCUGAUCCUUAACCUGUACAGGCGGGUCACCUGGAUGCACCAAGCCCUCAGGGAGGGGACUCGUGCUUCUAGCGUGGAGCAGAUAAGGGAGGUGGCCGGAGGCGCCGCCCGUAUCAGAGGUGAAACGUUGGGCAUCAUCGGUCUUGGGCGUGUUGGCCAGGCUGUGGCCCUGCGAGCCAAGGCGUUUGGGUUUAGCAUAAUCUUUUAUGACCCUUACCUGCCUGAUGGCGUGGAGCGCUCGUUGGGCCUCCAGCGAAUGGCCACGCUGCAGGACCUGCUCAUACACUCAGACUGUGUGUCUUUGCACUGCAGCCUCAACGAGCACAACCACCACCUCAUUAACGACUUCACCAUCAAACAGAUGCGCCAAGGAGCUUUUCUGGUGAACACAUCAAGAGGGGGACUGGUGGAUGAGAAAGCUCUGGCUCAGGCCUUGAAGGAGGGCCGGAUACGUGGAGCCGCCCUGGACGUACAUGAGACAGAACCCUUCAGUUUUUCAACGGGCCCCUUGAAGGAUGCCCCCAACUUGAUCUGUACCCCUCACACAUCUUGGUACAGUGAACAGGCUUCAGUUGAGGCUCGUGAAGAGGCAGCCAGAGAGGUUCGCCGGGCCAUCACCGGUCGUAUCCCAGACAGCCUGAAGAACUGUGUCAAUAAGGAGUAUCUGAUGGCUGCCUCCCAUUGGCCCACCAUGGAGGCAGCUCCCGUUCACCCAGAGCUGAAUGGAGCCGCCUACAGAUUUCCUCCAGGUCUGAUCAACGUGGCAGCAGCAGCGGGGGGCCUCCCAGGAGCAGAGAGCCUGGUUUCAGGACCCCUGGCACAUGGCAUUGCCCCUGUCUCCCACCCCCCUCAUGCCCCGUCCCCAGGGCAGCCAACUAAGGCUGAAGCCGACAGAGACAUCCCCUCCGACCAAUAGCCCCCUCUGCCAGCUCUGGCACAUUCCGUCAUCUCUGGAAACCGAACCCCCCACCCCCCCUGGCCCCUCCUCUGCCUCGCUCCUUCAGGAUCAGACACCAACCUACCCUGUGUUGCACAGGAAGUACCAGUCUGACCCAUCUUGGAUCUACAGUCAUUCAUCUGAUCAGACAACUAUCCCAGGAACGGCCCAUCCUCAUCAGACCCACAUCCUUCCAUCCUCAUCCCACCGAUCACCCAUCCAACCACCAGACCCCCCCCAACAAUGUCAGCAAUAACUCUGUUCUCAAGGAUGCAAUUAUUGGAUUGGUUUUACUUCCUUAGCUGGCUGUUGUGUUAAUGAAAAGUUGAUCUAUUGUGGUUCUAGGUGUUGCCGUUUUGUUGAGAAGAAUUAGCUUUUCCGACACGAGGCUUUAGGCUGCUGCCUCCAGCAGAAACAGGACAUUCAAAGCUCCACUUUGUACAUUGAUGGCUCGUGUUACUACUCUCUUUUUCUGUUGUUGUUGUUUUAUUUUUGUUUUCCUUCCCCCUCUCUCUGCCCGUGUUGUGAUUGGGGGAAACCGCUUCUUAAGGUAAACUGAGCAGAACCUAGCUGCCCUCUAGCCCUCCAUCCCUUAAACCUCUGUGGUGCUGUUGUUGCUCAGCAGAGGGGUUUCUAAUGCAGUCUGUCUGGAGCUCUCUUAACUGUGAAACUCUGUAGCUUAAACCAUUUAAAGAGUAACCCUCCCCAAUUAUCACCUUGUUUCUGUAUUUUCAGCAUUUCUCCCUUUAUUUCCUCCAAGAUUUCUGGCAAGCAGCUAAAGAGAAACUCAUUUGUACCCCAACGCCAGCAGAGGGCGCUCUCUAUCCGGCCUCCCAACAGAUCAAAGAUAUUUGUUCCAUCACUUGAACUUAGUAUUAAACCUUUAGAAAUUAACUAAAAUUAAAUUUGAUAGGACUUCACAACCACCCUACACAUCCUCAUCAUCCUCUCGCAUCAUAGCCCCCCCAGCAUCAGUGCACAUAAAACCAGUAUGCAUCCACCAGUUCCUUCAGACGGGACAGGACCGUACGGAUUCGAUUCCCUGCAGGAGCAAAUGGCAGCCAGCGUUCCUGCAUGCUUGCAUCUUAAAGACAGUGGUGUGUGUGUGUGUGUUUCAGUGUGUGUGUGAGUGUUUGCUCCCCUCGCUCUGUCACCCGUUCCAAAGGAGUCGUCCCGUAAAGUUAACUCUUAAAACGCUGUUGCCCUGAUUCUAAGGGAACACCUUUCUAGUACCUCAUUAACAGAUAUUGAAUGUACCGUGCUACCCUUUUUUUUUUGUGUACAGAUUUUCUAGAUGAAAUUGUAGCAGUCAUGAUAAAAUUGAAAGAAAAAAAAAAAAGAGGAAGCCCAGUUGAAAUAAAUUUGA
Messenger RNA from Cyprinodon tularosa, 2976 nucleotides. RefSeq names its product C-terminal binding protein 1 (gene ctbp1). The coding region runs from base 252 to 1589 and encodes 445 amino acids. Lineage: Eukaryota; Metazoa; Chordata; Actinopteri; Cyprinodontiformes; Cyprinodontidae. The transcript is spliced from 11 exons. The record is from RefSeq and is a predicted model, not a curated record. Gene Ontology annotation, molecular function: NAD binding; transcription corepressor activity; oxidoreductase activity, acting on the CH-OH group of donors, NAD or NADP as acceptor.